Molecule: messenger RNA, 1263 nt
Organism: Pseudozyma hubeiensis SY62
Lineage: Eukaryota; Fungi; Basidiomycota; Ustilaginomycetes; Ustilaginales; Ustilaginaceae
Exons: 1
Coding region: 1-1263 (420 amino acids)
Biological process (GO): exonucleolytic trimming to generate mature 3'-end of 5.8S rRNA from tricistronic rRNA transcript (SSU-rRNA, 5.8S rRNA, LSU-rRNA)
Molecular function (GO): nucleic acid binding; 3'-5'-RNA exonuclease activity
Source: RefSeq, a predicted model, not a curated record
AUGGCCUCCUCAUUGACAGUGGAAGAGCUUCGUUCUCGACUGCACGAUCUCGGACUCGAUACCAAGGGCAAGAAAGCCGAUCUCAAGCUGCGGCUAAGGAAGGCGAUACGAAACGGUAGCUCAAGCCCUCCCAAUGCUGCAGAUGCUGCCACCGACGCAGAUACGACAUGGGAACCCGAAUUCGAUACGUUUCUGGUGCUCGACGUAGAGGCCACGUGCGAAGCCACGCGCAAGUACCGCAACCUACAACACGGAUACGAAACAGGCUGCUUCCAAUAUCCGAAUGAGAUCAUCGAGUUCCCCGUCGUGCUGCUCAGAUGGAAUGAGGACUCGCAUCAACUUGACACCGUCGACGUCUUUCAUUCGUACGUUCGGCCCACAUUCCGACCGCGCCUCACCAAGUUCUGUCGAGACUUGACAGGUGUCACGCAAUCACAGGUGGACACUGCACCGCUCUGGAACGACGUCGUCAUGAACUUCUUCCACUUCUUACAAUCGCACAACCUGGUCGAAGACACCUCCUCCGGCAAAUCGCACCUGCACAACUUUCGUUUGCGGCGUGGCAUCGCUUGGAUCAACCACGGACCCGCCGAUCUGCGCGACUUCGUCAUCAAGCAAUCCUGGAUCUCUGGCCGUCCCGCAGACAGAGAUCACGGUGCACCGCCCAUCUUCCUCCGCGGACCACUGGUGGAUAUCCGCAAAGGCAUAGCUAGCUUGUUCAAAUGGGAACAGGAGCUGAAAGUCGAACAGAGUCGAAGCAAUCCGCGCUCGACAACACUAGGGUUUGGAGGCGAGGACGGGUUUCAAGUCAUCCCUCCACAUGUCGGUGCUGCUUCAAGUGUGAAGGAGGAUGCGAGGACAAGUGGACUCUCUCCUCACGAGCAGAGUCUAGCGGGCCUGCUCGAGCUGUUGGACAUCGGACCUUUCCAAGGCAGACAGCAUUGUGGCUUGGACGACACCAAGAAUAUCGCUCGACUCGUGGUGGAGGUGGCGAGGAGGAUAUCGUUGGCUGCCAAAGGAAAGCAGGUGCUGCUGAGUAAGAAUUACGAGAGUGUUGAUGGUCAGAUGGAGUCUUCAGCGGCAGUGAUGGAAUUGGACGCAAGAUUGGGGCUGGCGAGGGCGAGACAGAUGGAGAAGCUCGUACUGAAGCCGAAUGUGAGGUUGGAUGGGUUUCACAAGAGGUUCUUCUGGAUGGGGAAGGUGAUUGGUGAGGUCAAAUGGCCUUUCCCGCCGGAAAUUGAGGCGGAAGAUCAUGGCUCGUGA